AUGGAUUCAGAAAAACGAAUUGGAGGAAAAUUUGUUAUCGGCUCAAAAAUAGGUGGAGGGUCCUUUGGUGAGAUUUUCAAUGGAAUAAAUAUAAACACAAAUGAUAAGAUUGCUAUAAAAUUCGAGCCAAAUGGAUGCAAAACUCCUCAAUUAAUUUCAGAAGCAAAAAUUUUAAGAUCCCUAGAUAAAGGUAUAGGAAUUCCUAAAAUUUUUUGAUAUGGCAAUGGAGAUGAUGGGAGUUAUAUGGUAAUGGAAUUACUAGGGCACUCCUUACUCUCCCUCUCUCCGUGAGGAACAAAACCAUUGGAAAAAUCCCUAUUUUUUUGCCAAAAACCCACCCUCCGUGAGCGAAACAAAAAUUUUUUAUGAAACAAAUUGUAUAUAUAAGUAAUAAUUAAAAAAUGAAAUCUUUAACUAUUUAGUUUUAAACAGCUUGCAUUUUAAAACAUAAAUUUUACAAAUUAAAUAGAUAUUCACUUUCUAAUUUUUGCGAAUUGGGGUUUUUUUAAUUUUAAAAAAAAAAUUUACUCUAAAAUUUAUAUAUAUUAAAAAAAUUAACCCGAACAAAAUUUUUUUUUUUGCUCGCGGUGGGAGGGAGCUAGAAGAUCAGUUUAGUACGUGCCAUAGAAAAUUUACAUUAAGGACGACCAUUAAACUUGCAGAUCAAAUGCUGCAUCGGAUUGAAUUUGUGCACAAUAACAAUAUAAUUCACCGAGAUAUCAAGCCUGAUAAUUUUAUUAUGGGUUUGGGCUCAAAAUCAAAUAUUGUUUAUAUAAUCGAUUUUGGGUUGAGUAAAAAAUACAGAGAUCCACGCACAAAGCAGCACAUCCCUUAUCGUGAAAAUAAAAGUUUGACAGGUACAGCUCGCUAUGCAUCGAUAAAUACUCAUAUGGGUAUUGAACAAUCCCGCCGAGAUGAUUUAGAAAGUAUAGGCUACUCUAUUAUUUAUUUCUAUAGAGGUAAUCUUCCAUGGCAAGGAAUUAGAACAGGCACCAAACAAGAAAAAUAUCAAAAAAUCAUGGAAAAAAAGAUUGGAACUCCACUGGACCAGUUGUGUAGAGGUUUCCCACAAGAAUUUAUAUACUGAAUCAUAAUAAAUCCCCUGAUAUAUAUCUUUUUAGCCUUUAUAUUAAAAUAGUAAAACCCACCAUAAAUAGUAUAAAUUACAUGAGCUAUUGUAGAUCUUUGCACUUUGAAGAAAAACCAGACUAUGACUAUUUAAGACGUCUUUUUCAAACAGUUGCAACUACUGAACAAUUUUCAAGUGAUUCGAAGUUUGACUGGGUUAAAACAACAGCUUCUUCCCAUGGAAGUUCUCGAUCAGUAAACCGAAGACAUAAACAUAAAAAAGCAAAACACACAGAGCCUCAACCUUUGCCACUAGAAGAAAAAAUAAGCUACACAGAGUCAGGGAGUGGUACGAAAACGCUAGUUAUGGAUUGCAACGGCUGGCCGGAGUUUAAAAAUAGAGAUAAGAUCUUAAGAUCUAGGCAUGAAGUUGAUUUGACAAACCUUCUGCCGAUUGCAAAUAUAAAAGCAGGAUGCAGUGUAUAUUAA
Messenger RNA from Blepharisma stoltei, 1557 nucleotides. The record is from the annotation of a GenBank genome assembly. Lineage: Eukaryota; Ciliophora; Heterotrichea; Heterotrichida; Blepharismidae.